AUGGUUCUUUGGCUUUGGCCUCUCCUGCUUCUCCUGAGGGCGGAGGAUGGGAGGGCUCAAGAUGUAGCGUUCAAGGCCUGUAAACUACAAGGCUCCAAGGAAAAAGUGCUGGAAGUGCUGCCAGGGGGUGGCUGGGACAACUUACGCAAUGUGGACAUGGGAAUGGUGAUGAGUCUGAAUUACUCCCAGUGCCGGACCACAGAAGAUGGUGAAUACCUCAUUCCCAAUGAUGUUCAUGUGGUGCCGCUCAAGAAGAGCAAAGUGGAAAUUCACUCAGAGCUCAUUGAGGACUGGCUGAGCUACACAGAUGCCUUCGCUACAUCCAUCAAUGCAGAGGCUUCCUUCCUUUCUGUGCUGAAUGGCAAGUUCUCAGUCAGCUCUCAGGAGACUAAGAUGCACAAUGUCUAUGAUGAGACGGUCACCACACGGGUGCAAGUGCGAUAUCACAUCUAUUCUGUGAAAUCCCAGCCCUCUUUCACCUUGGACAAGGAUUUCCGUCAUCAGCUACUAACCAUCGGCAACCAACUUGAGAACAACCAGAGCCGAAUUGCUGAAUAUCUUGCAGAGAUGCUGGUUCUUAACUAUGGCACCCAUGUGCUUACAAAUGUAGAGGCUGGAGCCAGCCUAAUCCAGGAGGACCAGGUGAAGCGCAGUUUUGUGUUGGACAAGGAGUCUGAGAAAGCAGGUAUCACUGCCUCAGCCUCUGCCACCUUUUUCAACAAGGUGAAUGUAGGAAUCAAUUUUUCCACACAGGUCUCAGAUGAUCUGACAAAAGGUUACCUGGAUAACACUGUGGACUCCACACUUGAGAGCUGGGGCAGUGUGCCUUUCUACCCUGGCAUCACCCUCCAGAAGUGGCAAGAAGGCAUCCCUAAUGGCUUAGUGGCCAUAGGCAAGUCUGGGUUGCCUCUGCCAUUUUUCAUCACAGCCGAGGCCUUGCCAGAACUACCAGAACCUACAGUUACACGAGUCGCGGCUAUGGUUGAAAACGCUAUCCGCCUCUACUAUGCUGUGAAUACCCACCCAGGCUGUGUCAAGCCUGAUUCUAGCAACUUCAACUUCCAAGCCAACGUAGAUGAUGGGUCAUGUCAAAGCUCCAACACUAACUUCACCUUUGGUGGCGUCUUCCAGGAGUGUCAUGGUGUAUCUGGACAGGACACACAGGAGCUCUGCCAUUCAUACCAGAUCCAGAACCCACUGACUGGGGGCUACUCCUGCCCAACUAACUUUACUGCCGUCUUGCUGCAUGGAGAGCAACGCACCACUAGCAAACCCAAGACAGAGUGCCAUGAGCAGUGCCAUUCCUGCUGGCUUGUAUUUUCCUGCUGCAGCAGAGUGUGUGGCAUCCGCUACUACCCCACUACAGUGAAGUUCAAUGCCUAUUGGUGUGCCGCUACAAGCUCAGUGCCUCAGAAUUCAGGAUUCCUUUUUGGAGGACUAUAUAGCAGUGGGAAUGAAAACCCCAUUACCAGCAACUAUGCUUGCCCAGCUUACUUCUUCCCACUGGUACUUUUUGAUAACCUAAAGGUGUGUGUCAGCAGUGACUAUGAGAUGGGAACCCGCUUUGCAGUGCCCUUUGGUGGCUUCUUUAGCUGUGAAUCUGGUAACCCUUUGGCCGGGUUACUGAAGGGACAGAGUCCUGGGAUCCUCCAGGACUUUUUCUACCAGGACUCCUCCACGCAAUAUCCCAUGAAAUGCCCAGCUGGACAUAGUCAACAUAAGGCCUACAUGAGUGACGGUUGUGAAAUCCUCUACUGCUUACAGGCUGGGACACUCUUUGCUCAGCAAUUAGCCCCUGUCAGACUACCACCUUUCUUGCGCUCACCGUCCUCAGGUAGCAAUCUUCCUGAAACCAUCCUAGUGCGCACCGAGGGUAGCCUGGCCUGGGUGAAAAUGCGCCAGAGUGGGAUUUGGCGGUUGGCCAAUGCCACAGAUGAGAAGCAGAUGGCUUUUCUUUUACAGGGUGAGAAAAGCUCAAGACCAUCAGCAGGUGCCAUUGCCGGAAUUUCAGUGGCAGUGAUUGCUGUCUUGGCAAUGACCAUUGCUUUAGUUUACAGAAUUCGUCGGUACAAGACCAGAGGUUACCAGGAGGUGUCAAAUGAACAUCUAGUGGAGGAUCAAGGGAACUAUGGAACAACAACUCCAGAACUCAGUGCUGCCUGAGACACCUUCUAACCAGUACCCUGGACCUAAAAUGCAUAAAUUCAGAGAAGGAGGGAGUCAAGUCCAGGAAGUGAGAGAGCAGAGUAAUAAUUGAAAGUUUGUGGGGAGGGGUGGGCAAACAAACUCUGAAAUUUCUAAUUGUCAAAAUGUGGAUAUAUACAAUGAUUUUUGGCCAGGAUGAUAACCAACUCUGUUUAAAAAUGGGUUAAUGUUUAAUUGAGUAAAUGUAACUGAAAUUAGAAAUGAAUGAGGAACUGAAACCAAAGAAUCAACAGCUACUAUGAGUGUAGGCUAGGCUUAUAUAGGGGUGAAGGGAAAGCAACACCAGAUCAAAACAGUAAGGGUUGUGUUUAUUUGUCUGUUUUAAACAGUUGGGUGAAGGGAAUAAAUUGAUUAUGGGAGGUGGGAAGGGAAGAAGAUAAAACAAUAGUAAUUGAUGUUUACUUUCAAGGCAGAGCAGCCCUUGUAACAAACAGCAUGUCUAGAGUUAAUGACUUUUGUCUCUAUGUUUGGACAUUCUUUCCUUUCAUAUGUACUUUGACCUUGAUCAGCUCAUACUUGAUACUGUAAAAAAGUGGACAAAUCCCAGAACUUAGCAUAAAAAUAUUCCUUUCUACAGCCACUCAAAGUGCCUUUUUUCAGAACUUAAUAAACUGUGACAUAAAGAUUUAUUUUAAAAGGA
Messenger RNA from Sceloporus undulatus (fence lizard), 2845 nucleotides. RefSeq names its product macrophage-expressed gene 1 protein-like. The record is from RefSeq and is a predicted model, not a curated record. The transcript has a single exon. Bases 1 to 2163 code for a protein of 720 amino acids. NCBI's taxonomy places the organism in Eukaryota, Metazoa, Chordata, Lepidosauria, Squamata, Phrynosomatidae.